AUGGAUAAACCAAGAUAUGAGCCUGUAACGCUCGAAAGUGGCAAUGUAUAUGAAGGAGAGUGAAACAGCUUGCAUCAAUGUCAUGGGUAUGGCAUUUUAACGUGGCCAGACGGUUCAAGAUACGAAGGAAAUUGAGAAAAUGACAAACCAAGUGGAAAAGGAAAGCAUAAUAACUCAGAUGGCAGCUGGUAUGAAGGCAAUUAUUUUAACGGCGAAAAAUCUGGCUUCGGAGUCUACCAAAGCGAGGACGGAUGCAAAUACGAAGGCUAUUUUCUAAAUGACGCAAAACACGGAAGAGGAAUAGAAACCUAUCCUGAUGGGUUUAAAUAUGAAGGCGAUUUUGCAAAUGGCGUCAAAGAAGGCCAUGGAACUAUAAGCUUUCCAGAUGGGAGCAGCUAUGAUGGAGGCUUUAAAGACAGCAAACUCCAUGGAGAAGGGACAUAUAAUUUUUCAGACGGAAGAAACUAUACAGGAGGCUGAAAUUAUAGCAAAAUGCAUGGAAAAGGGAAUUUUAAGUUUCCAGAUGGCAGAUGUUAUGAAGGAAACUAUGUAGAUGACGUAAAGGAAGGCUUUGGAAUUUUUAAAUGGCCUGAUGGAAGAAGAUAUGAAGGAGAGUGGCAUGAGGGGAAACAGCAUGGAAAAGGGGUGCAUAUAGCACAAGAUGGAACAAAAAGAGAAGGAGAAUGGGAAAAUGGGAGAAGGGUUAGAUGGCUAGAUGAAUAA
Molecule: messenger RNA, 723 nt
Organism: Blepharisma stoltei
Lineage: Eukaryota; Ciliophora; Heterotrichea; Heterotrichida; Blepharismidae
Source: the annotation of a GenBank genome assembly